Chenopodium quinoa (quinoa) is the source of this 2319-nucleotide messenger RNA. RefSeq names its product pentatricopeptide repeat-containing protein At5g66520-like. NCBI's taxonomy places the organism in Eukaryota, Viridiplantae, Streptophyta, Magnoliopsida, Caryophyllales, Amaranthaceae. Bases 1 to 1650 code for a protein of 549 amino acids. The transcript has 3 exons. The record is from RefSeq and is a predicted model, not a curated record. Gene Ontology annotation, biological process: RNA modification. Gene Ontology annotation, molecular function: protein binding; RNA binding.
AUGGCUUUUAGGGUAGUACUUAACCCAUUACUUACUUCAUGGUUCAAAAUCUCAAUUUCCCGCUUACUAAAUCAAUGCAAAAGCAUGAAACAGCUCAAAAGAAUUCAUGCCCAAAUUCUAAAAUCCCCUAAAAUUUCAGAAUCAGACCGUUAUUUUCUCACUACUCGUCUACUCUUCUUUUGCGCCAUUUCUGAAGCAGGUUCCCUUUCUUAUGCUAACAAAGUUUUUACCCAUUUGGAAAGACCAAAUCUUUAUGUUUAUAAUGCUUUAAUUAGAGCUUAUUCUAGUAAAUUAUAUUCUGGGCAGUUCAUUAAUUCUUGCCCCUCUUUAAAUCUGUAUAUUCAAAUGCUAAGAAAUGGGGUUUACCCUGAUAAUCUUACUUUCCCGUUUAUCUUAAAGGAGUGUACUAGAAGGGUUGAUGGGUUAAUGGGUUUGGCUGUUUAUUCACAAGUUGUGAGAUUUGGGUUUAAUUAUGAUUUAUAUGUUGAGAAUUGUAUGAUUAGUUUGCUAUGUGAAUGUGGGUUUUUGGGUUGUGCACAGAAGCUGUUUGAUGAAAUGCCUGAGAGAGAUGUUGUUUCUUGGAAUUCGAUGAUUGUUGGGUAUUUGAAAAAUGGUGAGCUUGAUUUAGCAUUGGGUAUGUUUAGGAAGAUGGAAGAUCGGAAUAUUUAUACCUGGAAUUCUAUGAUAUCUGGUUUUGUUCAAGCUGGUAAGCCAAAGGUUGCUUUGGAGUUGUUUCAGGAAAUGCAGCUGAUGAGGGAUGGUGUAGUUUGGCCUGAUAAGAUGACAUUUGCUAGUGUUAUUUCGGCUUGUGCAUCUCUUGGCGCAAUUCACUAUGGUGAUUGGGUAUAUGAUUAUCUUCAGAAGAGUGGGUUGGAGAUUGAUAUGGUGACUGCAACAGCAUUGAUUGACAUGUAUGGUAAAUGUGGUCGUGUGGAUAAAGCAGUCGAAACCUUCAGAGAUAUGCCAAAGAAGGAUGUUUUGGCUUGGACAGCCAUGAUCUUGGCCUAUGCUCUUCAGGGGUUUGGGAAAGAAGCUUUGGAUCUUCUAAAGCAGAUGGAAAAGCUGGGAGUAAAGCCUAAUCAUGUAACUUUUGUUGGCAUUUUGUCAGCUUGUGCUCAUGCUGGCUUAGUAGAGGAGGGCCGCCGGUGCUUUGACAUGAUGACACAUGUUUACUCUAUUGAACCCCGUGUUUAUCACUAUGCUUGUAUGGUUGAUAUGCUUAGUCGAGCCGCGCUCUUUGAUGAGGCAGAAAAGCUUAUCAAUGGCAUGCCAAUGGACCCAGAUGCUUAUGUUUGGGGUGCUUUGCUCGGUGGUUGCCAAAUGCACAAGAAUGUAGAGCUAGGGGAGAAAGUUGCUUUGAGAUUGAUUGAAUUGGAUCCCCUGAAUCAUGCUUUCUACAUUAACCUUUGUGAUAUAUAUGCUAAAGCUGGUAGAUUUGAUGAUGUAAAGAAAGUAAGAACCUUCAUGCAAGAGAAGGGAAUCAUAAAGGAUAUGCCAGGCUCCAGCAUGAUUGAAAUUGAUAGUGUUGUUCAUGAAUUUUCUGUUAGAGGAUCACCUGAACUUGUGAUGGAUGAACUAGUUUGUUUAUUGAGUAGACUUAAUUAUAAGAUGACGAUAGGCUCUCACGGAAAUGAUCUGGAUGAUAUUUAGCCAACAAAUGGUGAAUGUUUAUCGAUAUUAUUGGAUAUUGGGAUGCAAAUGUUUUCAGUAGCUCCAAUCAAACAUCUGUGCCCAAGUUGAUAAACUGAGAAUCACUCCUAUUGCUUCCUUUACUUCCAUGAAAACGGGAAAGCUAUUGCAGGAAAAUCAUUGCCAAUAUGAGAAUGAUCAUUAUUCCAAACCUCUAUUGUCAAAUGCCGAAUAGGCCUUGCACUGCUUUCAGAAAAGUUACUCUUUCAGAAUUCAGAAGCACGUCAAGACCAUAACUUCUUGUAUCAUUAUAAAGUUGAGAUUGUAGAAUGCUCCAAUUGUUUGGAGAAGAAAUUGGCUCCUUUCCAGUGAAGGCAAGUUAAAGCUGUAAAAGUGUGACGAAAUUAACUUCCAAAGUUCUCACAAGCUUGAAUUUGGAGGAUAUAGUUGAAAGAAACUAUGUGAGACCUAGGUGCAAAUGAAGUUGUCCUGAUCUCUUUUCAAGUAAGUAUAUUUGAAUUUCAGUACCUGAAUCUUUUUUGAUGAAAGGUUAUGCCCUUAAUCCUGUUAAUAAACAUUAAUUGAACCAUCUUGCAAGUAUAAUGGUUUUUAAGUUAUUGAAUUUCAUCUGAAAUUUGUAACAGAUGUAAAAUAUUCACUAUAAUUUUAUGUGAAGUGCAUGCCCUGGGA